AACUACGCAACGCGAUAUGGAGGGGCGUUGCCUUGAGUGACGUCGAAUAUUCGCGACUGACAGCAUGGCAGGAGAGACAUGCGUAUAAUGUUUUGAUCAAGCAAAUAUAUUUGGUUACGCUACUUUUUACGAAUAUGCAACUAAAAGGAUCAGAUGAAGACGGCUUUGGAAUAGAGAUCGUCCUUCAACAGGGAGACCGAAAACCACCAUCGUGUGUGCAUGGUCCAACUUUGUUGUUUGAGAAGGUCUGCAAAGGAGAGGAAGGCCGGAGGUUUUAUGCCUGCUCAGCGUGCAGAGACAGAAAAGAAUGCCCCUUCUUUCAGUGGGAAGAUGAUAAGGUGUCUGAGGCCAGGCUUUUGGCCAGAGAGGAGGAGAACCGGUCAAAGAUGCCUCCUUUUACCCAUCAGCAGUACUGCUCCAGGUUCAGAAAGUUCCUUGCCCUCCCCCUAGGAAGGAGGUUCUGCCAGGACUGUCAGCUCCUCCUCCUACCAGGGGAAUGGGAAAUCCACGCUUCUCACAAGAUGUCGCAGGCUGAUGACAUCACAGAGGCCCGGCUGAGCAGGCCCAGUCUAAUGCUAAAACCCCUGGAGAACAAGAAGAGUAACGCCCAGUACCUGUUUGCCGAUCGGAGCUGUCACUUCCUGUUGGAUACCCUGGCCAAGCUGGGCUACAGGAAGGUGCUCUGUGUCGGAACACCCAGACUCCAUGAGCUGAUCAAGCUAAGAAAUCAGGAGGGCAAGAGUGACCCCAUGAAGAGUCUGCUACUGGACAUUGACUUCAGAUAUGCCCAGUUUUAUGGCCAGGAUGAGUUCUGUCACUACAACAUGUUCAAUCAUCACUUUUUUGGAGGAGAGGCGGCAAGUGGGGUCCUCCGAGCCUUCCUCGGUGAGGAAGAUGGAGAGAAGGUGAUCAUGGUGUCCGACCCUCCAUUCGGGGGCCUGGUGAAGCCUCUGGCCCACAGUUUCUCUCAGAUCUCAGAGACCUGGCGGAAACUGCAGACCUCAGAGGGCAGUGUUGUGGAGAUGCCCAUAGUGUGGAUCUUCCCCUACUUCUUUGAGCCACGCAUCCUUGAGUGCUUCCCCUCUUUCACCAUGCUAGACUACCAGGUGGACUAUGACAACCAUCCCCUCUACAAACAUGGAAAAACGGGUAGAAAGCAGUCCCCAGUCCGCCUGUUCACCAACCUGACACCACGAGACAUCGUCCUCCCUAGGGAGGAGGGUUACAGAUUCUGCAAAGUCUGUGAGCGAUAUGUGUGGUCUGGGAACAAGCAUUGUACUAAAUGCAACCUGUGCCCUUCGAAGGACGGGAGAGUGUGGAAGCAUUGCUCAGAGUGUCAGAAGUGCGUGAAGCCAUCCUGGCGCCACUGCCAGUCCUGUGCCCGCUGUGCCCUCCCAGACCACCCCUGUGGGAAUAGCCCAGGUCUGGAAGGCUGUUUCAACUGUGGCAGCCUGAAGCACAAGCGCAGAGCCUGCCCCCUCAAAGACAAACGGAGGACCGAUAACAAUAGAUCCAAGGCCAAGGGAGGCAGGAACCUGCCCAAACAACCCAGGAAGUCCAAUUCCAAGAGGAAGUCUGGGGCCCAGCGCAGAGCCAACAAGUUGAAGAAGAUGACAGAAUAAAUCCCACAAUCAGACAGCAAGGGAGAUGUGUGUGUAGCAGAUGUGAAGUUGCUAGUGAGAGCUCGCCAUCUUACAUGUGUGGUUUCUGUACUGUAGACAGUCUUUAAAAAAAAUUGUACAUGAUGUUUUUGCUUAAUAAAAGCAUCAAAUAUA
This is a messenger RNA of Salmo salar (Atlantic salmon), 1775 nucleotides long. RefSeq names its product zinc finger, CCHC domain containing 4. NCBI's taxonomy places the organism in Eukaryota, Metazoa, Chordata, Actinopteri, Salmoniformes, Salmonidae. Gene Ontology annotation, biological process: rRNA methylation. The record is from RefSeq and is a predicted model, not a curated record. Gene Ontology annotation, cellular component: nucleolus; cytoplasm. Gene Ontology annotation, molecular function: rRNA (adenine-N6-)-methyltransferase activity; zinc ion binding; nucleic acid binding.